AUGAUUACAUCGAAUUCGUUUUGCGAAAAGUUUGCUGUAACGAAUUAUGAGAUACAGAAUGAGACUCUCGUAGGUCCGGCAAACUGGACCACAUUUGCAUGGGUUUUACAGCGCAGUAGAUUUAUCAGUUGUAGGGAAGAUUUCGCAAUUCCCUAUCGUAAAGCCUAUCCCCUAUACUUCAGAGGAAAACCUCGGAUUCGAAAUGAAGUCAUACUGACACUUCAGAGAUUCCGCAAUUGGGCUAUUGAGCGUGGUAUGACACCAAUACUCUAUGCUGGCACACUGCUUGGUUGGUAUCGAGAAUGCGGUAUUAUACCAUAUACACACGAUAUCGACUUUAUGUUCUUCAUCGAGGAAUACUAUAACAAAUUUCCUGAAGAUGUUAUGAAUAGUUCGUUUAUCAAACUUAGUCUGCGAUUCAACAGACCGGAGGAUCUACUGGAAUACAAAGUGUAUAUAGAGGACAGUAUUCCAAUGGACAUUUUCUUCCUAUAUCAUGAUCAAAAUAGUUCCUGGACUGGAGGUUUAUCUUUUAUGACUAUGUUUAUUUAUCCGCUAAUAAAUCGAAUUUGCGCAACUGAUCUCCUCGGCUACCUGAUGUACGUACCAUGCAACGCUCUGGAUGUUAUUAUGAGUGAAUAUGGGAAAAGAUGGUCGGAACCGCUUCAUUCCUCCAAAUACGUGUGGAAUGAAACCCCAUUAAACACGAUAGAGGUUGGAACUAUUUCUCCGGAACAGACAGCGGAAUCUUACAUACAGUACGACUGA
Molecule: messenger RNA, 768 nt
Organism: Loa loa (African eye worm)
Lineage: Eukaryota; Metazoa; Nematoda; Chromadorea; Rhabditida; Onchocercidae
Exons: 6
Coding region: 1-768 (255 amino acids)
Source: RefSeq, a predicted model, not a curated record